Molecule: messenger RNA, 975 nt
Organism: Rana temporaria (common frog)
Lineage: Eukaryota; Metazoa; Chordata; Amphibia; Anura; Ranidae
Product: olfactory receptor 6F1-like
Exons: 1
Coding region: 1-975 (324 amino acids)
Biological process (GO): G protein-coupled receptor signaling pathway
Cellular component (GO): membrane
Molecular function (GO): G protein-coupled receptor activity; olfactory receptor activity
Source: RefSeq, a predicted model, not a curated record
AUGCAUUGUUUUCUGCAGAUCAACAUCUUGCAAAUAAAAUGCUCCAAUCGAACCAAAGCUUCAGAAUUUUAUCUAGUAGGUUUUUCAUUACUAAAGGAAGCAGGAUUUUACCUCUUUGUUCUUAUCUUCAUUAUAUACAUCCUAUCUAUAACAGCCAAUGUAUUUGUUAUUGUAAUAAUCAGAAAUGAUCCGCGCCUUUACAAGCCCAUGUAUUUCCUCAUCGGUGCACUGUCUUUUCUAGAGAUCUGGUAUCCUACAGUGACCGUCCCCAGGCUGCUAUGGGCUCUGCUUGCAGAUGAAGAGUCAAUAUCUCCAGCCGGAUGUUUUACCCAGUUUUUUUUCCAUUUUUCCUUUGGUGCCACUGAAAAUUUUUUGCUGACUGUAAUGGCCCUUGACCGCUUUUUGGCUAUAUGCAAUCCUCUACACUAUUCACAUAUUAUGAGCCCCAACACUUGCAUUCUGAUGUUAUCGGGCUCCUGGCUAUUUGGGUUUGUGGUUGUAGCCAUCCCUUCUUUAGAAAUCACAAAGCUUUCUUUUUGUGGCUGUAAUAUAAUUGAUCACUAUUACUGUGAUUUUGCCCCAUUGAUCAAGUUGUCUUGCUCUGAGACUUCUCAUGUUGAAAAGAUGGUUUUUGUUUCUUCCUGCUUUGUAAUAUUGGGAUGUUUUUCGGUAAUUAUUAUGUCUUAUAUCUGGAUUAUAAAGACGACUUUGCAUUUUUCUGUUUCAUUUGGGAAAAGUAGGACAUUUUCCACAUGUGCCUCCCAUCUACUAGUUGUUGUUAUUUUUUAUGCUACCACUAUAUUUAUGUUUGUCAGACCCACAGCUAAAGACUUUUUAUAUUUGAAUAAAAUAAUAUCUAUUGUUCCAUCUAUAAUCACCCCCCUCUUAAACCCGAUAAUCUACACCUUGCGAAACAAAGAGGUCAAAGAAGCUGUAUGCAAAACAGCCAAAAAAUGGAAAGACUAUCAUGCCUAA